This is a messenger RNA of Eupeodes corollae, 12631 nucleotides long. It is a transcript of the gene sick, whose product is annotated as protein sickie. Gene Ontology annotation, biological process: nervous system development; neurogenesis. The transcript is spliced from 17 exons. Gene Ontology annotation, molecular function: ATP hydrolysis activity; ATP binding; protein binding. The record is from RefSeq and is a predicted model, not a curated record. Lineage: Eukaryota; Metazoa; Arthropoda; Insecta; Diptera; Syrphidae. Bases 727 to 10104 code for a protein of 3125 amino acids.
GGUAUAGAAAGAUAAAAUUCUAAAAUUCGUAAAAAGGAUUUCGUCCUUUUUCCUUGUACUCGUGCUAUUGCUCCAGUGUUCGUGUUUUUAUUUUUUAUUGACUAUAUAACUAACUCACAUAAAGCCGAUCGGAAACGGAAAUAAAUUCCUCAAUGUCCAAACGAUUUACCACCGACCAGCAAUCACACAGGGAUUAUUCUUCGUUCAAGGAUUACCAGUGAAUUUUAAAGGAUAUCGCUUAGUGAUUUUCGGAUGGUUAAUUUAUCAGUGUCCCCGCGUGUGAUCCCCGAUUAGGGGACCAGUAAAAAAAAUAAAAAAAAAAAUAUUUUGUGAUUUGGGGGAGUCCUUUAAGUGAUAAAUUUUGAAAAAUAUAAAACUCCCCCUUCCGCCUCUCUUACCCGCGAAGUUGAAAAUAAAAGUUCAAAAACAAGUGUCAGUGUGUGUGAGCUGAAACACCCACCCCCAAAAAAGGGGCCGAAAUCUAGAAGAAGAGAUUUAUGAAAACCAUUAAGAGUAUCCUUUCUCAAAGUAUACACAUAUUCAAAGGAAAGUAACAUAAUAGUGUCAAAUAAAAUCCCUUAAAUGUGUCCUUUCUCAAUUAAUAAAGUACACAAACCUAAAACAAACCCCAAAAAAACAUAAAACGAACAACUUGAAACCAAAUUCCUCGCACAAAAACUACGAAAACAUGUCAAGGAUACUUCUGGCGAAUGCCUUUGGCAAAAUAUGCUUUCAAAACAUGAGUCUAAAAAGCAGUAUCAGCAUCAACUCCGAGAGAUUGUCGGCGAUGAUGAAAAACAGUGCAUCAGAACAACAACAAAUGUGGAAGUUGUUGCUGCCUCUAAUUUGUUAAAGACAUCCUUAUACGAUUGGGAUUCGCCCAGUUCGUUUACUGGCACUGUCAAACGACGCCCCCACUCAAUAGCCACAACAAAUUAUUCGUCCUCUGCCUCUUCUUCGUCAUCGUUGUCAUCAUCAUCAUCACUGGCAUCUCCUCCAUCGUCAUGCUGCAAUAACAACUCGCCAAAGGAAGACCAUAGAAAAAGUUUUUAUUCUUCUGGUCAGCAACAGAUACGAAGACAUCCUCGGGCCCUGGUGGAUAUCAUCUACAAUUCGGAGGACAAAAAAUCGAAUCAAAGACGAAUAGCACCGUCAUCGUCGUCAUUGUUUAGAGGGGGUAAAAUGUCCUCAAUGCGGAAGGACAAACCGACAAAGUUACGUAUUCCAAAAGUGUCCGAUCGAAAUGCAAACGCGACGGGAAACAUAAUCGCACCCAUAACAACUACCACUGGCACUGGCGGUGGUGGGAGUAAUAAUGUUGGUGGAACUCUUAAAAAACACCACCACGAAGCCAGGUCUAAACUUUUACAAUUAAAAUCACCAUCGCCAGGGAACAAAGUUCCUAGUGCCUCUACAACUGCAAGAAAUCAAAGUUCCAGGAAAUCAACCAGCACCACUCCAACGAGAAAUGCACCCUUACCACCGUUGCCACCUCCACCUUCAACUAUUGAGUUACCACCGUUUAUGGGCCCUGGCAAUGGUGGUGGUGGCAGUGGUGGUUAUCGAUUUACACAAAAUCCUUAUGAUCCUGUGGAGUUCACAGAACUCUUUUGUGACUUUCCGGUUUGUUAUGAGUCAACAACAAUUAUCGCAGCGAAUAACUUUGCAAGCGUUAAGCCCUUACCACCGCCAUAUCGAGAACCACCCCCACCAACGCCUCCACCGAUUUCACAAAUGCCUUCUCUAUUGCUGCAUGGUGGGAGUGUUGGCAAACGUCAACAACAGGACGAAAUUAUGGCAACACAAACAACAACACAAAUACAAACAACAACAAAUUCGAAUAGCAACACAUCAUCGCCAUCUCGAGGGAAAGUUGUUCUAAGUAAAAAGGAACGCAAGGAGUUAACCAAGAAUAACAACAAGUCAGCGAAAAGGACGAGGGAUGAUCCUGAAACUGACAGUUGCGAAGCAACAGCUCUUCAAAAACACCAUCAUCACUAUCAGGACAUGAAUAGAAUUUCUUCUUCAUCUUCCAACGUCGUCGUCGUCAACAACUAUAAUACCGUUGCUAUUUCUGCUUCUGGUUCUGGUUCUGCUGCGGAUGAAGAGGACGAUAGAAUUCAUAUAAAUGCUGCAACCAUAGCAACAGUAGCAGGAACAGGAACAGAGGCAAUUGUGGUAAGUGAAACUUCAUCGCCAUGCAAACAAAAGAGUCCCUACAAAGGACGAGUAACGGAGCUGAAAAAUUGCAUAGCAAAAAUCAACAGCCGAGGUUUGUUCUCCUCGCUGAGCAGUAAAAAGGAAUCCAAUUGCAACAGCAACAGCAGCAGCAUUAACGGUUCCGUGACUAAUCUCAGCAAUAACACCAUCACGUCCUCCUCCUCGCCCAUUCGCACAAUGGGAGACCACAUCACCCUCACCGCCUCAGAAGCAUCAGAUUCCACGAGUCCUUUCAAGAACAUUCCGGUUCGUCAGCGCAAAGGUGGAAUACCGCCAAUGGAGAAUUACUGCCUCUUCGACCCGAGUGUAGACUUCAUCAACGAAAAGACACUCAAGCGGAGAAAAAUGAGCGGUGACGAAAUUGUUGUUGCUGCUGCUUCGCCAAAUCUAAUCGAUGAUGGCGAUGAAUUUAUCGAAGAAAUCAUUUACGACGACAAAAAUCCCUUUGAGCACCACAACUAUUUCGUCAUAGAUCCAGAAGACUUUGAAGUCGAUCCAACGCGCAUUGGAAUUCCGAAUCCCUUUACCAACGAGGAGCUCAUCAGUCAGAAACUUAUCCUUGCCUCAAAAUCGAUAUCCUUGGAAAAAUGCAACGAUGGAGAUGGAGACGUGGACGACAUCAGCAGCAUUCACGAUGCCACAUCGACGAAAGACGAUCCAAGUAGCUGUACACCACUUAACCAAUCGACAACUUCAUCAUCGAAAACCGAUGAUGACAGCAGUGCCAAUAGUGGCUGUCCAACUAACAACGACAUCAGCGACAGCAACAACAACAACCACAAUAAUAAUGACAGUACGAACGACAGCAGCAACAAUGACAUGAUGAUUGGUUCGUCGACGUCCACACAUACGGCAGCUUCGAGUUCCUCCACAUCGUCAUCGUCCUCGUCGUCCACCACGAAGAAAUUGUCCUUUUUGAAUUUGUCACCAUUUAGAAGCAGUUCGUUGCGUUCGAAUCGCUCGAAUCGCUCGGAUGGCAGCAGUGGUGGCGAAGUUCAUGGUACAGCAAGUGGUGGAGGUUGCAACAAUGCGGGUGUUGGCGGUGGCAAUAUAACAACAUCAGGCGGACGUGGUAGCGGUAGUAGUGAUGAUGUGCAAUUUCGUCAUCGGACAAUUCCAAUCGAAUCCAAUUACGUGCUAUUCAAUCCGGGACCGGUGCCAAGUCGCAAUGUUCAAUAUAAGAUUCGCAAGCCACGACCACUGUCCACACAUAGUGAUGCUGAUAGUGGAUUUCUUAGUCCUUGUUCGCCCGAUGAAUUGAAAUUCAAUCCGGCUAUAUUGGUGUUGCAGCAGUGUGAUAGUGUUCAAGGAUAUAUUGAGAUUUAUACAGAUUGGGCGAAUUACUAUUUAGAUCGAGCGAAAUCUAAGAAAAAAGUCACAGAUUUAUCGGCCGACUGCAGAGAUGGAUUACUAUUAGCUGAUGUUAUUGAAGCUGUAACAUCAUUUAAAGUACCUGAUUUAUGUAAGAAGCCGAAAAAUCAGCAACAAAUGUACGACAACGUUAAUUCCUGCCUAAAUGUCCUUCGCACACAAGCUGUUAGUGGUUUAGAAUCAAUUACAACCAACGACAUCUGUGCUGGUCGCUUAAAAGCCGUACUAGCGCUUUUCUUUGCCCUUAGCCGAUUUAAGCAACAAUCGAAACAAUCGAAAAGUUUAACCGGUUCGAUAAAAGCUGAAAUUCAUCAUCAACCACAAUUACCAAAUCAACAACAACUUAAUCUACAACAACCACCAACAGCACCAGCAGUAGUAAAUAAUCAAAAUCAAACGACGAUAACUACAACAGCAACAACUAAUAAUGCAAAUGUGAUACAAGCCCAACAACAGACGCAAAACGGAAAUGACGCCAUGAUAAAUCGACAAAUUCCGAAUGCUUAUGGAAAAGGAAAUGGCGGGACAGCCAUUCCAUUACCAGCUACUGUUUUGGUCCAAAGACGAUGUCCACCAGAUAAAGUGAGACCAUUACCACCGACACCAAACCAUACACCAACCAUUCCGGGAUUAGCGAAAACCGGGGUCGAUAUAAAUGGAAGCAGCCGUCCAGGAAGUCCUCCAACAUCGAAUCAUACAAUUCAAACCAUAAAGGGUGCCGGCAACAAUAAUGGCUUACGUCAGCCACAGUGUAAAAUUCCCACCAGUCCACAUGGUCCGCCACCGAAUCUUCCAAAUGGCUCGAUCCCACAACAUAUCACUGCCAAUGGACCAGCGGCAACUACAACCGCAACCAAGCACUCAAUGCUCGAUAAGCUCAAACUCUUCAACAAGGACAAAACCCCAUCAAACAAUAGUUCGUCGAACAAGUCGCAGGUUUCAAAGAGGACGAGUUCGAGCAGUGGUUUUUCAUCGGCUCGCAGUGAACGAAGUGACUCUAGUUUGAGUUUGAACGAUGGCCAUUUGUCCCAGAUUAAGCCUCCGGCUGUAUCGGUAACGGCGAAUCGCAACAAAGACAAGUCAAAACAGUCAAAGCUCGUGAGCGGCUCUCAAAAAUCAUCGAUCACAUCGUCGAGCAAGCUGAAACUCGACAAGAAGGAGAAGAGUCCUGCUCGGAGUAAUACUGACAAUGACUCCUCAAAGUUGGGUCACUCAUCGAUCGGGCGUGGACAGAAAUCCCUGACGAGGGGUGAUCAGAAAGUCUCGUCUAAGUCUUCGUCCAAGACUUCGCUCAAUUCAAAGCUCAACGAAUCUCGAUCGGAAUCUAAGACCAGUCUGAUCAUGCCGCCUAAUAAGGCGCUCCUAUCAACAACGCCAGGAAUCAGCACGAGCAUUCCUAAGCCAGUGGCAGCUAUCAAGGGAACCAGCAAAUCCAUUCCUCCUCCACCGGUCGUCCAAGCUGACAAUAAAAAACCAGCUGCACUGCCUUCUACAAACGGUGGCAGUGGCGGCGGCGGCGGUGGGCCUCAUGACAAAAGCCUCAAACGCGAGAAGAGUGACAUAUCAUCCAACCGCACAUCUGCCAUAUCAGAGAAUUCCCCUCAGAAGACACAUAUCGUGAAGCCCAUAGCACUACUGCCCGAUCAGAUGAUGCCGGGCAGCCCAAUGGGUCGCAACCUAACCUAUCAGCAACAGCAGCAGCUGCAACAUCAUCAGCAAAUGCAAAACAACAAUAACAUAUCAGUGAAUGGCAUUCAGCAGCACCAGCAGCAGUGUGGAUCGCCCCACCACAACCAACAACAAGAUCCCAAUAACAUGACAUAUCGCACUGGAUCGGAUACCUAUUUGAUGACGUCACCGUCUAUCAACAGCCGGCUUAUGCCAACGACGGCGAAGAAUAAUUCGCUGGUCAGUCGCAAGAUGGACUUCCGCAGUCCCGAACAGAAUCAUUCGUCGAAAUUCAACACGGUCCCAUCGAAAAUUGUUGGAACCAUUUAUGAGGAAGAGAAGCCGGUAAGUGUUAUGCCUAUGCGACCGUUAUUGCGCGGCUAUAACACCCAUCAUGUGACAUUGCCGACACGCGGUGCACGAGGACAUCAUUUUGUCGCGGACUUUUGCGAAUCGGACAUUGGACAGGGCUAUUGUAGUGACGGAGAUGCGUUGCGGACACGUGUUGGUCCGCCAUCAAGAUUUGCUGACAUUGACAAUGGCUAUCUGUCAGAGGGUGGCGGUGGCAUUCAUGGAGGCAAACAUUUUCUCACCAUGAUGAGGACGCGAACGCAGUUGCCAACAACAAUUGAAGAACGAAUCCGAAAUAGUCGGGGAAGCCUUGAUAGUAUCGGAACAACAGCUCCUUCUUCAAACAGUUCCAACGGUUCCAAAAUGGACUCGAACGGUAGCCCAAAUCGGUCCUCAUCCCGCAAUGGGCGUGAUAAUUGGUCAAAAAUGCCGGAUCCACCAGUUAAUGGCCACAAUAAUGUCGGUAUACCGCAACAGCAUCACCAUCAACAACAAUUGUCCCAACCGCCAAGUCCGACUUCCGGCAGGAAGGAUAAGUCAUCACCUAGACGAAGCACUUCAGCAUCAAAGCAACAUCAACAGCACCAGCAGCAGCAGCAUCAUGGUCAGUCAUCAUCAUCAUCGUCGUCUGGCAGUAGUAGAACGAAAGGUGUCCCUCCGAGUUUUGGUUAUGUGAAAAGGUCAAAUGGUUCGGCCACGUCAACUGCAGAACAGCAAAAUAUCAUGAUGAUGGGUGGUGGCGGUGGCAAUUCUUGUGGUCAGCAGCAGCAGCAACAGCAACAACAACAGCAACAACAAGCUGGAAGAACAGCUCAUGUCUCGGCAGUGCCUCGGUCUGGGAAAAUUAAAGUUUCCGGCGGAACCCAGACGUGCAACAACGAUAUGCAGACAAAGAUUUCACCAAAUGCCCAACACCGAAGUUUCUCAUUAACAGGACCUGGUGCAACACAACUUAGUCAGUCAAUUAGGGAACGAUUGGCUACUGGAUCACAUAGUCUACCAAAACCAGGCACCGAUAUGCAUGUCUUCCAACACCGUAUUUCCAAUCGAACAUCAGGUAAAAUGAUCGAUGGCAGUUUAUCCGAUACACAAACCUAUGCUGAAGUUAAGCCCGAAUAUAGUACUUAUGCGAUGUGGUUAAAACAUAGUAAUACAGCUGGUAGUCGUUUAUCUGAAGGCGAUUCUCUAGAAUCUCUACAAAUUGGCUCACCAAAUAUGAAUCGUCAUAAUCAUAAAAUUAUACACCGUAGUGGCGGUGGUGGUGGCUCUGAAUCACCUUACAUUCAAAGUCCAAGGCUUAAUCGGAGUAAUAGUAUCAGCUAUCUGAAAGAAAGGACAUAUCCAAGAUCAACAAAGUCAGAAAAAAUGUAUCCCUCGAUGUUGAGCCGUGGUCCGGAUGUUGAAAUCGAACCGUAUUACUGCCUUCCGGUGGGCACAGUGCCACCUGGUGCAAAUGGUCAUGUAACUGGAGCAGCAGGUAUACCUGGAGUUGGGGGUAAUGUUAAUCAAGUUGUUGCUGGAGUUGGUCCUGCUGCAUGGAGUCAACCAACUUCACCAACACCAAUUAAUCGUGGAUUUGGUGGACCUUUAUCGCCAACACAUGGUGGCCAAACCAAUCUGCCAGGUUGUCAUAGGCUUACUUAUCCUAAGAAGAAUGAUGAUGUUCAUGGAAGUGCAGCAUCUUUAUUAUCCGGUGGCAGUUCCUUAUAUGGUUCAGCAGAAGAACGUCAAGCUAAUGAAAUCCGGCGAUUGAAACGUGAAUUGACUGAUGCUAGAGAUCAAGUAAUGAGUUUAUCAAGUCAACUGUCAACUAAUGCCCAUGUCGUCGCAGCCUUUGAACAGAGUCUAUCCAACAUGACCCAACGGCUGCAUCAACUUACAGCUACAGCGGAGCGAAAAGACGGCGAACUAACUGACAUGCGUCAAACGAUUGAACUUCUUCGAAAGCAAUCGAUUCAGGCAGGUUUGACAACAGCGCAUAUGCAAAGUAUGGGUGUCCAAACGGCUACCAAUCAAAUGUGUCCCAACGGAGGAGGAAAUGUUGGAGAUGCCUUGUUUUCAAACAGCAAACCACCAGCUGCAUUGUCGAAUCUUCACCCAAGACCCCAGUCUGCAUCGAAUGGAAGCCAAUCCGGAAUUCCGGGUUCAAUGCAACGUCACCACAGUUCGGAUUCCAUGUGUUCGUUGAACUCCAUCAGUUCGGGAUGUUCGGCGCACGACAAGAAGAACAAGAAGAAAGGUUGGUUAAGGAGUUCCUUUACAAAGGCAUUUUCGAGGAAUGCCAAGAUUUCCAAGACAAACCGUCACAUUGGACAUGGAUCGGGCAAUGUCGAUCAGCAAUCAACUGGCAGCAACCAGUCGCAUCAUCAUCACCAUCAUCAUGGUCAUCAUCAGCAACAUUCAUCCAACAAUGGAUCGGUUUCACAUGACCCGGUGUUAGCAAAGCCUCCAUCUUCGCCGACCAAAAAUAGCCCCCAGAAGACGGUGACUUUGAUUGAGAACGCCAAGCCCAUAGACGCUAUAGACCAUGAAGAUCACCAAGUGGUUGAAGAAUUGAAGAAACAACUGCGAGAGAAGGAUCUUGUGCUCACUGAUAUACGCCUUGAGGCUCUGAGUUCAGCAUCCCAGCUGGAGAACCUCAAAGAUACCGUCAUGAAAAUGCGGGCUGAGAUGAUAAGCCUCAAACAAAACAAUGAACGAUUGCAGAAGCUUGUGACCAGCAGGUCGUUGGCCGGGAGUGAAGCAUCUCUGGGGAAUGCAAUAAGCCCCAGUGGAUCGAUAGGUGAAUCGAGGCGAUAUAGCUUGGCCGAUGGAAACUCCCGACCUCCAAUGGAACUGCCAAAGAGACUUGAAGAAGAAGUCGAAGAAGAGAACAUUCCACCAGCACCGGCACCAGAGCCUCCACCUCCACCACUAAGUCCGACCACUCAUAUUGAUCUGACACCACCACCACCUGCGAUCGAACCGAUUCCUAGCCCGGCACACCUACCGACGGGCGUUGAAGAUGUCCCAGAUAUCACUGAUGGCAAAAAGCUUGCCAUAUCGUGCUAUCUUGGUCAACCCGAAUCGUUCCCGAAAUACUAUGAAGAAAUUCUAGAAACGGAUGACUUUUAUCGCAAAGGUGAGAAUGGUGAGUGCAGUGAGAAUGGCUUCGAGGAGAGGAAGUCAUUUCCGAGUGCAACGCUGAAUGAAUUCGUGAUCGCUUAUACGUACAUCUCUGGCAAGACAACGUGGCAGAAUCUGGACUAUAUCGUCCGAAAGACCUUCAAAGACUAUGUUUCAAGAAUUGAUCCCGGCACAAAUCUGGGACUGAAUACAGAUUCCAUUACGUCGUAUCACUUGGGAGAGGCUAAACGAGGUCCUGAAAUGGGCUUCCCAGAGCUGCUUCCGUGUGGUUAUAUCGUUGGAAAUGUACGAUCUUUGUACAUCUGUCUUCAGGGUGUUGGAUCCUUGGCGUUUGAUAGCUUGAUCCCAAGAAGUAUAGUUCAUCGUUACAUAAGUCUUCUGACCGAGCAUAGACGGCUGAUUUUGUGCGGUCCUAGUGGAACGGGCAAGUCAUAUCUGGCGAGAAGACUAGCAGAGUUCUUGGUAGCUCGUUCAGCCCGUGGAAAUCCAUCGGAGGCUAUUGCAACUUUUAAUGUUGAUCAUAAAUCCUCGAAGGAACUUCGACAAUACCUUGGCCAUAUAGCCGAGCAGGCAUCCAUUGCGAAUGGAGCCUCUGAUUUACCAUCUGUGAUUAUUUUAGACAAUUUACACCAUGCCUCCGCUUUGGGAGAUGUCUUCUCGUGUCUGCUGAGUGCCGGCCCAGCAGCCAAACUGCCCUGCAUCAUUGGUACAAUGUCGCAAGCAACGUGCAAUACUACAAACCUUCAAUUGCAUCAUAAUUUCCGAUGGGUUCUCACAGCAAAUCACAUGGAACCAGUGAAAGGUUUCCUCGGUCGAUUCCUACGUCGCCGACUCUUCCAACUAGAACUUCAAACCCUUAACCAUCAACCCGAACUUGCUUCGGUUUUGGCAUGGCUUCCUACAGUCUGGCAACACAUCAAUAGAUUCCUAGAAAUUCAUAGUUCUUCAGAUGUAACCAUUGGACCGAGAUUAUUCCUUUCGUGUCCAUUAGACUUGAAGGAUUCACAAGUUUGGUUUACAGACAUUUGGAAUUAUCAUUUAUCGCCUUAUCUAGUCGAAGCUGUACGAGAAGGUGUUCAACUUUAUGGCAGACGUGGUGGCGCCUGGAAUGAUCCGUCCGCUUUUAUACGUAAUUCAUAUCCAUGGCCAUAUGGACCGGAUUCAGUGCCACCAUUAAGGCAAAUCAAUGCCGAAGAUGUUGGUUUAGAAGGAAUGCCUGUUAGCAAUGGCGAUGCUCAAGAUCCUUUGCUCAAUAUGCUAAUGCGACUACAAGAGGCUGCCAAUUAUUCAGAAAAUCAAGAACAAGAAUCAGACUGUGCCAGUUUAGACUCAAAUAUUACACCAGACAGUUCAGCGGGCGCAGAGUAAAACAAAAAGUAAUUUUUAUAUUAACAUACCUACCCUAUACGAAUAUAAUCGGAAAAUGUAAAAUAAUCAAAAGAAUUAAAUUUAAAAAAGAAAAUCGAUUUUAUUCAAUUUGUAAAAGAUUUAUUUUUCAUCAUCGUAAUCAAAAGAAGAGAUCCUUUGUCCCUCUCAGAAAAUCAAAUGAACAAAAAAAUGAACAAAUAAAAAUACUUUUUAAAUAUCCUUUUUUUCCACCCCAUCCUUUCGCGAAAGUAAUUGAUUAAAAUUAAUUUAUAAAGAAAGAAAGAAAUCGUUGAGGGAAAUGUAAAUUUAUCAAAUAAAUUAAUGAUGAUGAUAAAGAAGGAUUUCAAAAUAUGAUGGAAAUAAUUUUUAGGGAAUUUCAAAAAGUGAAAAGCUAAAAUCAAAAUUAACAACACAAAAACGUAAAAAGGUUAAAAACAAAACUAAAUUAAGUGGAUUUUUAUCUUAAGCCAAAAUUCAAAAGAAAAAGGCAAACAACACUAAAUGAAUAUAAAGGACCAAACUUUGUGAUUUAAUUAAUUAUUUUCAAAUAAACCAAUUAAAAUCCAUAUUUAACUUUUUUUAUUUGCAAGAUGAAUGCAAACUUUCACAGACAAAAGCCACUAAAUUGUUCUGCCUGUCUGAUGAGUCUUCCUCGUCGUCAUCAUCCUCCAUCAUGCGAAUAGUAAAAUGAAAAAAAAAGAUAGCACUUCCGGUUGGAGGAAGACAUCAAUUCUGCUAAAUAAAAGCCCUUUUUUUUUGUUUGUCUGUGUGUAGUUGAGUCCUUUUAGAAAAAUGUCAAUCAUAGAAAAAUCUUUUUCUCUUUGUGUCUGCGAAACAGGGGAAAACUUUUGUGCAUUAAAACUUUAUGUCAUAUUGUUUUGGAUUUAUGUGUCAUGUUAGUUUGUCUUUUUUUUUAUUUUGUUAAGAAAUUCGAAAACUUUCUUUUACUACUUUCGAUGUAGAAUCCUUUUUCCAAAAUGCGAAAGAAGUUUUAAGAAAUAAUUUGUAGUUGCACGUGUGUUAGAAAUUUUGUUUGUUCUCUUUUUGGAGUUUUUUUUUAAUUUUGAUUAAACUUAAACUGAGCUGGAACUUAGCACCUGUCAUUUUGGAAAUGUUGUACAAAAGCAACUUAAACCCUAGACAAAGGCCCGAUUUUUCAAUACAAAGUCAAAAUAGAUUAAAUGCAACUUUUUCACUCUGUAAAAAUGUGCACUGAAAAAAAACGGGCCUAAGAUAUAGGUAACCCUCCUUCUAGGUUUCAGUUUUACCUUGAUAAAUUUCUUAAUAAAUUACACCCUUAGCACUUGUUACAAAAAUGCAAUUGUGUGUAGGUAUACAUAAUUCAAACACCCCUUUUCCUAUUUAAAUAUUUUUAUUUUUUUUGUCUGCACAAAGAAUUAAUCCCCUUUUUCAAAUCCACUUAAGAUAAAAAUCCACUAAAAUUUGAUAGGAAUAAAUAAAAACAAAUAAAUCGAAAUGUAAAAAGCCAAAUAAUUAUUAAGUAAUAAAUUAUAUAAACAAAAAUUAUGUAAAAUAAUAAAUAAAUAAAUUAAAAAACAAUUUAUAUAUAUAACAAUCCUUUUCGCUUAUAUAUACGUAUAUAUAAAAUAUGAUUGUUGCUUUACGUAAAAAAUGAAAAUUUUUGAUACCUAAUGACCUAUGCUAUAUUAAGAGACCGACAAAAUAUAAAACAAAAAUAAAACAUUAUACAAACUAAAACAAAAUCAAAAAAAAAUUAAAAGAAUUUUAAUUAAAUUAUCGUUGUAAAUAAUAUAUAAACUAACUUUUAAACUAAAAACAAAUAUAAAUCAAUAAAAACAAUAUCUUUACUAACAAAAAAAUUAUAAAUUAUAUGUUUUUUUAUACAAUACAUAUAUAACAAUAAAAACAAAAUUAAAUAUUUAUAUGUUUUAAUAAUUAUCAACAAGAAAAAAGAACUAUGUUUAAUUUUAUUAAUAAAUUAAAUCUAUAAAUGUAAUAACAGGUUAACAAAGACACACACAAAAACAACAUAUUAUAUAUUUAAUGUAAUAAGUAAUUUUAUGCUAUUUAAAAAAAAAAUUAAAAUUAAAAAACAAUAAAUUUGCCAAGUAAAUAAAGUAAUUUUCCUUAUUUAAAACAAAACAAAAUAAAUAAUUUAAUAACCAACAGAAAAAAAAACACUACACCAAUAAGCAAAUAAAACCAUAGCUAAAUAAAAUAUCCUCUCAUAAAAAAAAAUCCUUUUUAAAACAGCAAUAUUCCUUGAUUAUUAAAAUCUGUUUGUUUUUUGUUUUUCAUAUGCAAAUAUUUGCAUGUAUUUACUACCUUAUAUAAUUUUCCGAACCGAGAAAAAAAUGAACUAUAUAAUUUUAAAUUUAUAUUAAAAAACGAAAACAGAAAAAAAAUAUAUUCAUAGGGCAUAAAAACCUUUUAUGUAGUUAUUAUUGAAUUUAAUUGAUAUUGAUUAUUAUUAUUAUUAAAAAAUAAAAUCAAACUGAAUAAAAGAAAAUUAAAUAAUAAAAUUUAAUAAAACAUACAACAAAAA